Messenger RNA from Adineta steineri, 618 nucleotides. The record is from the annotation of a GenBank genome assembly. NCBI's taxonomy places the organism in Eukaryota, Metazoa, Rotifera, Eurotatoria, Adinetida, Adinetidae.
AUGCUUCGUCUAUGUGGAACGCAUAAUGAUGCAGUUCUUCUUGCUUUUGCAUCUCUUCUUGGUUGGGGUUAUAUGUUCUUUUUUAUUAUGCCAUUUCGAUUUACUGGUCCAUUUGUAAUUAUGAUAUAUAAAAUGUUAUUUAAUGAUGUUCUUAGAUUUUUAUUGAUUUACAUUAUUUUUCUUGCUGGUUUUUCACAAUCAUUCUUUAUUUUAUUCAAUGAAAAUGGUUUUCUUGGAUAUAUGUCAAGUCUUAAACAUUGUUUUUUGGGUUUAUUAGGUGAUUUUGAUUUAGAUUAUUAUACAGAAGGUUCACAUCCAUUUAUAAGUGUUUCAUUUCUUAUGUGUUAUAUUAUCGUUGUUACUAUUCUUUUAUUAAAUUUACUUAUUGCUAUGAUGGGCGAUACAUAUGCAGAUGUGAAGAGAAGUGCAAAAAAAUUAUGGCAUUUAGAACGAGCGCGUAUUGCACUUGAUGUUGAAAGUAGUAUGUCAACAUCUGAACGGAAAUUAAAAGCUCAUAAAUAUUGGGUAGAAGUACAAGGCGAACGUUAUUUACAAGUUGAACAAGUAAACAAUGAACUUUUUAAGUCUAAAGACGAAGAAGAAGAUGAGAAUGAUUAA